AUGGACAUCGACGAGAAGCAACCCGUUCAGCGCGUCCGCUUUGGAGAUGAACGCACCGAUGAAGAGGCGAACGAGCAUGUAGGAUACGGCGCGCGCAACAGGCGCCUUUCUAGGCAGUCGAGCGUUGGCAGUCUCUCUAUCCACAGUGCUGGCGGUGCAAGGACGGUUCAGCCGGAAACGGCCCUACCCAUUACCUACCGCACCCUUUCCAUCGAGAUCGAUGAAGGUCAGCACGAGAAGCUGAAGCAAGUGAAGAAGGCCAAGGAGAAGGCCGCUGUUGACCUGGCUGGCCUUGAGUGGCAUACCCUUGAAAUCCAAGAGCUAUGUCGCCGCCUCUCCGUCGACAUCGACCAGGGCCUCAGCGAUGAUCAGAUCAAGCGCCGCAUCACCGAGUAUGGUCGCAACAAAAUGACCCCUCCACCUUCGCGACUCUUCUCCAAGAUCAUGGGAUACUUCUUUGGUGGAUUUGGCUCCAUCCUCCUGACAGCUGGUAUACUGGUCUUCGUCUCCUGGAAGCCCCUUGGUAACCCUCCAGCGCAAGCUAACCUGGCGCUUGCCUGUGUGCUCAUCGCUGUUUGGCUCAUCCAAGCUGGCUUCAAUGCCUGGCAGGACUUCAGUACGAGCAGAGUCAUGGCAUCGAUAGGCACCAUGUUGCCUGAUCAGUGCAUUGUCAUCCGCAACGGUUCUCAUGCCAGCAUAUCUGCCCUUGACCUCGUUCCUGGAGACAUCAUUGUCAUCAAGCAAGGAAAUAAGCUACCCGCUGACGUCCGUCUUGUUGAAGUUUCGAGCGAUGCCAUGUUCGAUCGGGCCAUUUUGACAGGUGAAUCUGAGCCUGUCCCGGCGACCAUCGAACCCACCGAAGACAACUACCUUGAGACAAACAACAUCGGUCUACAAGGCACACAUUGCAUCAGUGGCUCUUGCUUAGGUCUCUGUGUUGCGACUGGUGAUAACACCAUUUUCGGUCGCAUUGCGAAGCUUACCUCUGACCCGAAGACGGGCAUGACACCCCUUCAGAAAGAGAUUUUGCGCUUUGUGUUGAUUAUCUCACUGUUCAUCACAUGUGUUGUCAUCCUCAUCGUCGUUCUCUGGGCUGCGUGGUUACGAAAGUCCCACCCCAACUGGAUCAAUGUGCCACUCCUGAUCGUCAGUUGUGUCUCUGCUGCCGUGGCUUUUAUCCCCGAAGGCCUCCCGAUUGCUCUAACCACGUCUCUCACCAUCGUCGCGAACAUCAUGCGGAAGAACAAGAUCCUAUGCAAGUCCUUGAAGACAGUUGAGACACUCGGCUCAGUCUCUGUCAUCUGUUCAGACAAAACAGGAACCCUCACCAAGAACCGCAUGACAGUCACCGACAUCUUCGGUGCCGGCGAACAGUUCACGCCUGAAGCGGCCCGCGACAUGAUGGCCGUCCUACGGUCCGAGAACAACUUGGCUACACUAUCGAAGAAGCGCGAAAACGUCAUCGAUCAGAUUCGUAUCCUUGGUGGGCUGUGUAACUCUGGCGAGUUCGAUGCUGCCACGAUGCAUCUGCCCGUCUCGGAGCGCACGAUCAAUGGCGAUGCUACUGACCAAGCUGUCCUGAGACUUUCUGAGAGUCUGGGCUCCGUUGCCGAGCUGCGCCUGGAUUACAAGAAGACUUUCGAGAUUGCAUUCAACAGCAAGAACAAGUUCAUGAUUAGGCUCAUGACACCGGCAAACCAACCCGCAACAAGCAACAACACCACUCUGAUGAUCAAGGGCGCGCCUGAUAUACUGCUUCCACGAUGUGACACCACUCUGAACAAUAACAACGAGGCUGUGCCCCUCACAGAUGCUCAGCGUUUCCGCAUUGAGCAGAUUAAGGACGACUGGUCUCGCCAAGGCAAGCGCGUUAUCCUGAUGGCUCGCAAGCCGACAGUUAUGCCCUUCUCUACCAACGCUGAAAAGGAAGUACUCGUUGCAGCUCGUCAAGGUCUUACCUUCGUCGGUAUCGUCGGCAUCGUGGACCCCCCGCGUGAUGAGAUCCCCGAGGUUGUACGCAUCCUUCGUGGUGCAUCAAUCAGGAUCUUCAUGGUUACUGGUGACUUUAAGCUCACUGCUCAAGCAAUUGCCGAAGAGUGUGGUAUUAUCUCGAACUCAAUGAUGGUCGACGAUGUGAUGGCGCUCAGUCGAGACAUCAAUACCCCGUCGCCGAAACAGGCUAUCGUACUGAGCGGACCAGAAUUGAUCACAUUGAAUGAGAAUCAGUGGGAUCAGCUGUGCUCGUACCAGGAAAUUGUCUUCGCUCGUACUACUCCGGAGCAAAAGCUGCGUAUCGUGAAAGAGUUCCAGGCUCGUGAGAACAUCGUCGGUAUGACUGGUGAUGGUGUCAAUGAUGCUCCUUCGCUCAAGGCUGCCGACAUUGGUAUCGCAAUGGGUAGCGGUUCGGACAUCGCGAUCGAGGCUGCUGACAUGGUGCUUCUUGACUCGUUUGCUGCGAUCUGCCAGGCUGUCCUGUAUGGUCGUCUUGUCUAUGACAAUUUGAAGAAGACGAUCGUCUACCUCCUCCCAGCCGGAAGUUUCAGUGAACUCUGGCCCGUCAUCACCAACGUCGCCUUCGGUAUUCCCCAGAUUCUAUCCUCUUUCCUCAUGAUCAUCAUCUGCUGCUUGACCGACUGCGCCGCCGCCAUUACCCUUGCCUACGAGAAGCCCGAAGCCGACCUAAUGCUCCGCCCUCCCCGCAACAUCAAGAAAGACCGCCUCGUCGACACAAAGCUGAUCUUCCAUGCUUAUUUCUUCGUCGGCUUGUACCAGUGCUUCUUGUCCUUUACCAUGGCCUUCUGGUACAUGGAGCGCAAGGGCAUACCAUUCACGGCCAUGUGGUUGAAAUUCGGCAACUACGACCCGCAAUACGAUGCUAACUACAUCAACGAGACGGCAAACACGGCGUCAAGUAUCUACUUCGUCACGCUGGUCAUCAUGCAACUCUUCAACCUCCUAGCCACACGUACCCGCCGCCUGAGUAUCUUCCAACAACCACCAAUUCUCAACAAGGAGACGCAGAACUGGCUCUUGUUUCCUAGCAUGGUGUUUGCCAUUGUGGUUGUGUUCAUUUUCUGUUACAUUCCCAGUCUGCAGGAGACUAUUGGCACGCGCGAGGUGCCGGUCGAGUAUUGGUUCUUGCCGGCGGCGUUUGGUUUGGGGCUGCUGAUGCUAGAUGAAGGGAGGAAGUAUUGUGUUAGGACGUGGCCGAAUGGGCUGCUUGCGCGGAUUGCAUGGUAGAUAGGGUCGUUGCGUCUGAAGCAACCUUGAAUAAGAGCUUUU
This is a messenger RNA of Parastagonospora nodorum SN15, 3282 nucleotides long. RefSeq lists its product as hypothetical. Gene Ontology annotation, biological process: sodium ion export across plasma membrane; proton transmembrane transport; intracellular sodium ion homeostasis. Gene Ontology annotation, molecular function: ATP binding; P-type sodium:potassium-exchanging transporter activity; ATP hydrolysis activity. NCBI's taxonomy places the organism in Eukaryota, Fungi, Ascomycota, Dothideomycetes, Pleosporales, Phaeosphaeriaceae. The coding region runs from base 1 to 3240 and encodes 1079 amino acids. The record is from RefSeq and is a predicted model, not a curated record. The transcript has 6 exons. Gene Ontology annotation, cellular component: membrane.